This is a messenger RNA of Lolium perenne, 1039 nucleotides long. Its product is annotated as putative HVA22-like protein g. The record is from RefSeq and is a predicted model, not a curated record. Lineage: Eukaryota; Viridiplantae; Streptophyta; Magnoliopsida; Poales; Poaceae.
GUCGCAGUCGCAGUCGCAGUCGCGUCUCCUGCUCCUCGCCUCCGCUUCCAAGUUCGCUCUCCCGUCCCGUCUCCCCCAAGCAACAACCGCUCACUCUUCCAAGCAAAUCUCCCAGCCAUUCCGAGACGCAGCGGCGAUUUCGAUCAACUGUCUCGGCGGCGAGGUCGACGCGCGCCGCCGUCACAACCCGCGCGCGUCCAGUCUCCAGUCCGGUCCGGCGAGAUGCUGGGGGAGCUCCUCUCCAGGAUCCUGCUGCUGCUGUUCGGCUACGCCAUGCCGGCGUUCGAGUGCUUCAAGACGGUGGAGGCGCGCCCCAACGACGCCCACAUGCUCCGCUUCUGGUGCCAAUACUGGAUCAUAGUGGCCAUGGUGAUAGCCGUCGAGAGCUUCAUCUCAUGGAUGCCAAUGUAUGGAGAAAUCAAGCUUGCUUUCUUUGUUUACUUGUGGUACCCCAAGACAAAGGGCAGCGACAUUGUGUAUGACACCUUCCUCCGGCCUAUGGUGAUGCAGUACGAGCCAAACAUCGAGCAAAGGUUGAUGCAUCUGAGAGCUAGAUCCGGGCAUCUGCUCUCGUUCUACAUGAAGAACUUCGCUGACAAAGGGACGACCUUCUUCAUGGAUGUUCUGCGAUAUGUCGUCUCUGACGAACCCCAAGCAUCAAUUUCAGAGCAGAGGAACAAGAAGUCGUCCGGGGGUACAGGGUGGAGCCCCUUCGCCACCAAACGCCGGCCGCCGUCGCCUCCGCCACAGGAGUCCAUCUUCGGUGGUGGCCCCGUCGACCUCGACGCUGCAGCCGUGGCCCAAGUUAUACGCUCUUCGUUGGCCGGCGCCAAGCCGCCCCGGCGACAGUACAGUGGCAAGUAUUGACGAUCCGGGAGCAGUAGUUGCUUUCAGUUUUAGGGGAUGAUCGUGUACAUAGAUUGGAUCAAACAUCAAAGGAAGGCACAAGAAAAGCAGAGUACAUAGCAAAUCAUAUCCAAUGUGAAGUAUAAACCUAUGUGACUGUAUGAGGAUGAUAGAAAUUUCAUCCUUUUCUUUA